AUGUGGACGACACAAUUUUUGUAUCAUUUUCUAUGGAUCAACAUCUUCGUCAAAUCAGUAACAUUAACAGAUCUGACGGCAGCAAAAAUUCGUUUCCUGGAUCGAAUAGACAAUUCUCAAAUGUUGUCGACUUUGACCGUCAAUGUAGAUGGAGCACUUAAUGGCUAUAUUAGAGACCACGUGUCCGUUAAAGCAAGUACAACGCGCGUGAUUGUAUGGAAUGAAUUGCCAACAGGUUAUGAGCUUGAACAGCAUUUCAGAACAAGUUUCAAAAGUAUAACAUACGAUGACACUUAUCAAAACUUCAUAAAGAAAGAUUUCGAUUAUACAAACCAAGGGACAUUUCAGAUGGGAAGAACUUGGGAAAGAUUUGUGUUUGCUCGUAUUCCAGACGGAUAUCUGACGUUGUUUUUGAGCUAUACAGUAAAAGAAGAAAGCUGCUGGCUCGGGAUCGGGUGUCGUACAGAAGUCCCAUCACAUAUUAUAUCAGAAAUUAAAAACUUCAUCAAUGAUGUUUCAGUUCGAAUGUUUGACAAAUUACUCCAUCCCACUAAAAGUAUUUACAGCCAUGGCUUGCACCUUGUCAGUGAUAACUCUGUAAUUCGUUUCAUUUUGGUUUAUCAUGAUGGUGGUAAUGGAUAUAUUGAAAAGCCGAUUUCAUCAUUCAAUGAAGGUCUCAAAGAACAAGAAAGAAUCAAUGAACGCAAAUUAUCGUCAUGUAUUCUGAUGGUUGAAGAUGGUAAAAAGAGUUUACAUUCAAUACGACAUCCAAUCGUUCCUGGUUAUAUUGUUCCGGAUUUUCACGCAUUCUAUAACACAAAAUCAAAAAGAAACCAAUCAGCUUCUCGUGUGGAGCUUUAA
Adineta ricciae is the source of this 861-nucleotide messenger RNA. Lineage: Eukaryota; Metazoa; Rotifera; Eurotatoria; Adinetida; Adinetidae. The record is from the annotation of a GenBank genome assembly.